Molecule: messenger RNA, 255 nt
Organism: Saprolegnia parasitica CBS 223.65
Lineage: Eukaryota; Oomycota; Saprolegniomycetes; Saprolegniales; Saprolegniaceae
Exons: 2
Coding region: 1-255 (84 amino acids)
Source: RefSeq, a predicted model, not a curated record
AUGUACGCCGCUUCGUUGGCGUGGUUCACGACCAAGAAGCUCGGGAGCCUCCUCGACGACGCCGCCCAUUUGCACGCUCGGAAGCGGCUGGCGAUCAGCGGCCUUCACAACCUUCCAUCGCCGGGUAGCUGUGUCGUCAGUAUCUUUCAUCCGAAUACGCUCGCCGACGUUGCGUUGAAGCGCUGCGACAGCAUCCCACUGAGCGAGAUUAUUGUCCGCCAGCAACGGCGCCUGGUGGGCCACGUGCUCGCCUGA